AUCUGUGAGCAGACGUCACAUCUGCUAAGCCAAUAAAGAAGAUACACAGUGAUUUAACACUAAUAAUGGAAACGCAAUUGGAUAAGGUGUUGACCGAAUGUCUAGUACAGCAGGACACGGUGGGAGCACUAGUUGCCAAUCCUCAGGGCCUGUGCUUGGGCGCAAAAGGCAUCAUCAACCCCAAUGUAUCCGGAAUAGGCAUGGCAAUAUCUGAGCAAGUUGCUAAGUUGGAGCCGGAGAAUAAUGCACCUGCGACCAUUUGCCUGUACAGUGGUAAUAAGCGAUGCAUCAUUCAGAAGGAUGGUGAGAUAACGGGCAUUAUUUACAAGCAUGCUACCGAGUCAUCCAAUAAUUAAUAGUGGUGGUAGGAGAGGAGCAGGAGUCACAGUCGUAGCCACAAGUCUUCCAUUUGAGCUCGUUGCACUGCUGUGGACAGACACCAUCUCCAUGCUGGCUGUUAAAAUUGCGCUGCUUUUAGCGCUAUCUGUGUAUUGUUACAGUUUAUUUGUUUUCAAUUUGCUUUUUCUCUCUGUUCAUUUUUUUUGUAUUUGUUAGGAUCGUAAGAACAAACAAUAUUAUUAUACGCCAUGUACUACAGUUAAGCCUAUAUACAUACACUUAUAUUAUUAAGCCUAAAAGUGAUCAAACAAGAUGAAUUAUAAUAGCAUAGAAAAAACACAAAACAA
Molecule: messenger RNA, 686 nt
Organism: Scaptodrosophila lebanonensis
Lineage: Eukaryota; Metazoa; Arthropoda; Insecta; Diptera; Drosophilidae
Gene: Lamtor5
Exons: 4
Coding region: 66-356 (96 amino acids)
Biological process (GO): cellular response to amino acid stimulus; positive regulation of TORC1 signaling
Cellular component (GO): lysosome; Ragulator complex; cytoplasm
Molecular function (GO): guanyl-nucleotide exchange factor activity
Source: RefSeq, a predicted model, not a curated record